Messenger RNA from Solea solea (common sole), 4588 nucleotides. Its product is annotated as nuclear pore complex protein DDB_G0274915. The record is from RefSeq and is a predicted model, not a curated record. Gene Ontology annotation, cellular component: cytoplasm. Bases 437 to 3646 code for a protein of 1069 amino acids. Gene Ontology annotation, biological process: negative regulation of nodal signaling pathway. The transcript has 4 exons. Lineage: Eukaryota; Metazoa; Chordata; Actinopteri; Pleuronectiformes; Soleidae.
CAUUGUCUCAGUCACUGGAGGCAGACGCUGCGCACGGAGCAACAGACGCAGCAGCGGCAUCGAGGCGACUCCGGCGCACCGGGUUACAUUUAAAGUGGCAUUAAUAGCAGAGACAAUGUCAACAGGAAAUGGAGCCUGCGCUGAUGUGACACAUGGGCAGUUAAUGUCCCCUCACGUUACAAACGCUGGGGUCAUUUCUCCUGGUGCUGGCGCAGUCUGAACCUGGCUGCGUGGCGCGUUUUUACGGAUGGUGUGGACUGUAUUUACUGUCAUGUUGCGGUAGUUCAAGUGGUCACUAUGUUGCUGUCGCUCAUGCGCACCUGUGCCGCUCUACCUGAACCAGCUGGACCAUAGAUCCCUUUCACCCACAGCGCGGUAAACUGAGUGGUGGUCAGCGGUGCACCCACGUUCCGUCUUCCCGGCAUUUCGACAGAGGAUGGCCGCCCGCCGAAGCUGCGUGAACUCGCUCUGGUCUGGCACCGAGCGCGUCCGCAUCGGCGAACGCCUCAAAGCGACGCUGGCCGGGGUGCUGGAGCUGGAGCUGCUCAGGUGCAAACACCUGGAGAUGGUGGACGCCGCUCUGGAGGAGCCACGAGCGGAGGAGGAGGAGAGCGUCGAGCAUGGAGCUGCGACAACCCGCCGGCAACAGACCGCCUCUUCUUCAGAUAUAAUAGUAUUGCCCUGUCAGAGCAGCGCAGACGACUGUGGCAGUCAUUCAGGAGAUGGAACGGUCUACUCCUCAUCUGCAAGGAGAAGUAAUUCACGCUGGUCCACCCUGUCGUGGGACGCCCCCUCUGACCUGCUCUCUCCCCCAACACCAGACCCCAGUGGUGGGAUCCACCUGGACAGUGACUCCAGACCUAGUUCAGGUUUCUAUUCAGUCAGCGGAAGCUCUCUGUCAGACUCUUGCUACUCUGUGUCCAGUGAUGCCGCUCAGGGAGGACCAGUGCCGCCGGCCAAACCUGUGAAGCCGUGGGAGCAGACUGCUCUUUCUACAGACAACACAGACAUCCUGUGGUCAGAAGGUGCAGUGCAAAAGCACCAGCAAGAGCAGCCUGUAAUGCAGAACAGCCUGGAGGAUGCUGAACACACAGAAGGCAUUCCAGUUUCAGGAACAAGUGACCUUGAAGAAACUGGUCUGAGCUUUUUGUUGGACCUCUACUCAGGACUUGGAGAUUCCCUGAUUGCUUCACUUCUCCCCCUUCUUGACCUCAUUUCCUCUCGCUCAAACUCUGCCCUCCAUUCAAAGCCCCAGCUGGACUCUCGCUUCUGUACUGACCUGGUAUCCCGUCGGACCAAAGAGGUUUACCCCUACCCAAGUCCUUUGCAUGCCGUUGCCCUUCAGAGUCCCCUCUUCACCUCCCAAAACCAAGAGCAAUCAGUGUCCAUGAGUCCAGAGGGGCUUCAAAAUGAUGAUCCAUUGGAUUCAAACGAAAGCCCAGCUCUGCCUCUCCAGCCUCCGCAGUCUGCUACGCUGGCUUCUGUCACGCAGCUGGAGCACUACAUCUCUCGUCUGGCUCAUCAGUACCACAGUCGGGUAACCUCCUCCACCUCUGAUCUUCUCUUAGCUACCACCCCAGUUCCAGUCAUGCACAGAGGCCUUUGCACCCCUGGCAAAAGUCAUGGUUCAACCCAGUCUCUCUCUGCUUUUGAAAGUCGCAGCACAACCUCAAUAAUGGCAGGGGGCAGCAUCACUCCUUGUAGGUCACUGCUGGGAAAUUCAGCCAGAGUCGGCCUCAGCACUAGUGCGAAAAAGGCCACAAGGAACUCAAUCAACCUGGGAAACCUUCCUUCAGCAACUGGAGAGGACGUGAAUAUAAAUCUGCAUCUUAACCUUAACUUGAACCUGGCUUCUGGUUUAAAUCGUAGCAGGGGAACCGUGGACAAUUCCAAAGGUGGCAGUUGUGGAGCUUUCAGGAGUGACUUUACUGCAGCUCCUGCUGCCACAUCUCUCUCCUCUGCUACACCCACCCCAGCAGUUCGAGUUCGCCCUCGCAUUUCAACUUGUCCAAGCAGCCUGAGCCACCGCAGCUCUCUGGAGGUCAUUUCAGGGUCCGUACCAAAUACUGGAUAUGGGUCAUCAACAUCAUCAUCAUCAUCAUUCUGUCGCUCAUUAGACUGGAGCAGUGGCGCGCCACCAGACGCUGGACCAUCAGUUUUUGGUACAAAUGGUGGAUCAGCUCCUGGGUCUCAGCGUAGCAGCUUGAUUCAAGAGUCCAGCGCCAGUACCAACUUAAGUGAAGACUCUCCUAUGGUGGGAGAAAUCUCCCGCCUUUCUGGGCUGUCCAGGGCUGUUGUGGUUGGACUGAUGGAACAAGGUGUGGAGCUUGAUAUUGACUGUUUCCAAACAGAAAGUGCAGGUGAAGUGAGGGGUCACAGUAAAUCUCACCUGACAGCCCAGACAGAUCAAUCACAUCAUUACACUAGAUUGACCAAUCUGAAUGCCCAGAGACCAAUACAGCUGUCCCUCAGUGUCACUCAUUCUCCUCAAUCUCAGUCCAGUCUCACCCCUCCUCUCUCACACUCCAGCAGCCCCAUUCACCCUUACCAGCCUAUGCAUAUUCCCUCUCCCCAUUACUCCUCUCACUGCCAAUACCAGCAGAUCCCUUCCCCAUCUGAUCUUCCCUCUUCCACAGCCUCCUCCCCGGCCUCCCGCCCCACUGCCAGAGGUCGCUCCCCCCCACGGCCUCUCCAGCCGUCCCCCAUGGGUCCCACCCCUCUCUCCGUUUUCCGUCGGGAUGCACCCUUCCAGUGCUCCCUUCCCCACACCAACACAAGGACCUCUCCUUUGGAGCAUGGUGGCAUCCAACCAAGAGGAGGAUCACUUCGGCAGAGUGGUGCAUGGAAGAAGGCAGAGGGAGAAGGGCUAUACAGAGGAAAGCAUGCGUCCCAUAAGUUGAUCAGGGCAGCCACAGUAAGCAGCUAUGCUAAGAGAGAGAACUUCAGUGCUGCUUGGUGUGAGGAGGAGGAAAAGGCAGCAGCUCUGACAUCAAAAAAGACCUCCAACAAACUGUGGAGGGGCUUUGAGGGACGGCGCUGGGCCAAAGAGUCAGAAAAAGACAGGGAAGACAUAGACAGAGCUGAGUAUGGCUACGGGUGGAGGAGGAACAGUGUUGGGAGCUGGAGAAGGGAGAAACCCAGGGUAAAGGCUUCAUCCAGCAGUAAUGACAAGAGGCCAAAAGUAGAUAGCUCGCCACUCUUCUCAAAGAGGAGAGGGAAAGAAGAUGGGGAGAGACAUAGCUCCAGCCUCAGGCUUUCCAGAAGGGCUUUAUUCAGAAGUGAGUCCCAAGGUUUGCUGGUGCCUCGUAACCACAGCGAGGAGCAUGCAAAGCGGUCACAUUGGGUCUCCUCAUUUGACGUAGGACAGGGGAGCUUGGGCAUCAACAAGGAUGAAGGGGUCAGACUACUUACAGCAAGGGAGGACGAUAAACGUCUGUCAUCCACCGCAAGCCUCUUUAACCUUUCUCGCUCUCAGAGCCUUGAAGGCAGCUGCCACUCACUUUCCCCUCUCUCCUCCCCUUCCUUUUCUCCAUCCCCUCCUUCACGGAUGCCGCUCCAGCGGUCUCGAUCACUAAAGGACUUGGGGAGGAGAGUGUUUGGCUCAAUGAGGUCACUGAGUCUCAAACGGAAGCCAUCGAAGAAGUGACAUUUGUACAAUGAAUAAUUAUUACAGUAGAUUCUUCCAUGUGUUCUGCUCGAACUACCAGUGAUGGCUGUUAUUACACUCCAUGUAAUAGGAAGUGCCAUCACUUUAAUUUUGAAAUAUCAAAGAUUUGUAUUUGAUUACACAGAUUUACUACUUCUGAAAUACUAGUUAUAAAAUAUAUGCCAUUAGUUUUUAUUAACCACUAUCAUGAAACUUCAUCUCAGGCAGUGACGUCUGCAAAGCCUACUAAUAUUAUUAUUUGUUCACAUCAAUUCCAGUAAGAUCUUUAUAAAUUGAGAAAAGACAAACCCUUUUUAAUUAGCCACUUAAAAAGAUCUGUGUCAUAAUAAGAGUGUAAAGUGUGUACUCUUCUAAAGUCUUCCUUGACAAUGCAUCAUUGUAAAAUGUACAAGAAACUGUGGGAUGUAGCAUGGCCCACAAAGAAAUGCCAGUGAUAAAAAAAUAUAUAUAAUAGAGGUGAUUUGUUUAUGUAGGUUACAGUUCAAUUUGUCAUCAUGCAUAUGCUGGAUUUAUAUUUCAACAAUAUUCUGGGAUUCUUCAAUCUUAAAAGUAGCCCAUUUAAAAAAAACGGAAAAAAAAACCCAAGUCAAAUUGAAUAUUGGCAGCUUCAUUGUAUAAUGGUUAAAUCUCCCUGUAACCAUGAGUUUGAAUUUAUACGUGUACACCCUCUUCUGCAUGCUGCUCUGUGACUUGUUCAAUGUUUCUAGCUAUUGUGAGAAUGUAAUAUUCCUCUCUGUUAAUGGGCAACAUUGCCUCCGAAGUACAAUCAAACAUUGGUCAAACAAAGACUGAAACCAAGCAAAUACUCUUUACCUGGUUUUUGUGCUCAGGAUUUUCAAAUAAAUAUUGAAUGACUAAAAAUACUCAUGAGUUAUUGGAAACAAAAAGUGGCUUCCUCAUGGCUGAAGAAUAAUAAAAGAA